GCUCGAGCCCAGAUUGAUCUGAUAACUAAAAAUAUGGUCACUCGUGAUGAAGAGAAGCAGAACACGGAGCCUCUCAGGAUUGUGCUGAUAGGAAAGACCGGCAACGGAAAGAGCUCAUCAGGAAACACCAUUCUAGGAGAGGAAGUGUUUAAAGAAAUGCCAAGUCAAAAAUCAGUCACCAAAUACUGUCAGAAAGCACAGAGUGAGGUGGACGGCCGUCCGGUUGUUGUGGUCGACACUCCUGGUCUGUUUGAUUCAACUUUAUCAAAGGAAGAAGUUCAUGAGGAGAUGGUGAAAUGCAUCAGUCUUCUGGCUCCAGGACCACACGUCUUCCUGCUGGUGUUAAAAAUUGGUCGUCUCACACCAGAGGAGAAGGAGACAUUAAAACUCAUAAAAGAAGGAUUUGGGCUGAAUUCGGAAAAGUUCACCAUCAUUCUUUUUACUGAGGGAGAUAAACUAAAAAAAAUGUCCAUUAAAGAUUAUAUUGAAAGCGAAUGUGAUGAUUCCUUUAAGAAGCUGAUCUCUGACUGUGGAGGAAGAUACCAUGUGUUUGAAAACUCUGAGACACAAAACCGCACACAAGUGACUGAGCUGAUAACAAAGAUUGACACCAUGGUGAAGGACAAUGGAGGAAACUGCUUCACCAAUGAAAUGCUGGAAGAGGCUGAAGCAGCAAUAAAGAAGGAAAUGAAGAGAAUCCUGAAGGAGAAGGAAGAAGAGAAAAGAAAAGAAGAAGAUCAG
Molecule: messenger RNA, 741 nt
Organism: Neolamprologus brichardi
Lineage: Eukaryota; Metazoa; Chordata; Actinopteri; Cichliformes; Cichlidae
Source: RefSeq, a predicted model, not a curated record